Molecule: messenger RNA, 4241 nt
Organism: Paralichthys olivaceus (Japanese flounder)
Lineage: Eukaryota; Metazoa; Chordata; Actinopteri; Pleuronectiformes; Paralichthyidae
Gene: sfxn3
Product: sideroflexin 3
Biological process (GO): serine import into mitochondrion; monoatomic ion transport
Cellular component (GO): mitochondrial inner membrane
Molecular function (GO): monoatomic ion transmembrane transporter activity
Source: RefSeq, a predicted model, not a curated record
UUUCUCGAGCAUCAGAAGGCGGCGCAGGUCCACCCGGCAGUGCAGUGAUAUUGAGAGGUCAAACAUUUCCCUCAGACAGCGGGAGCAGAGCAGAAAGCCAGGAUGUCUGGAGAACUGUCCCUCAACAUCAACAUCAAGGAGCCACGAUGGGACCAAGGCACAUUCAUGGGGCGUGCCAAGCACUUCUUCAUGGUCACAGAUCCAAGGACCGUCCUGCUGUCCUCUGAGACCCUGGAUGAGGCCAAAGUGAUUGUGGAGGACUACAGAGCUGGCAAUGCGAAGCCUGGCCUGACGGAGGACGAGCUGUGGAGAGCCAAGUACAUCUAUGACUCUGCCUUCCACCCCGACACUGGCGAGAAGAUGUUUGUGAUCGGGCGGAUGUCAGCUCAGGUGCCAAUGAACAUGUCCAUCACAGGCUCCAUGCUCACCUUCUACAGGACUACUCCGGCUGUGGUGUUCUGGCAGUGGGUUAACCAGUCCUUCAACGCUGUCGUCAACUACACUAACCGCAGCGGAGAUGCCCCCAUCACCGUGAAUCAGCUCGGCGCAGCCUACGUCAGUGCUACUACUGGGGCUGUAGUCACUGCCUUGGGACUCAAGUCUCUAGCUAAGAGUCUCCCUCCAAUCGUCAGCCGCUUUGUCCCCUUUGCUGCGGUUGCUGCUGCUAACUGUAUCAAUAUUCCCUUCAUGAGGCAGAGGGAGUUGAAGUACGGUAUCCCUGUGACAGAUGAGAAUGGAAACAGGUUAGGAGAGUCCCCUAACGCUGCCAAGCAGGCCAUCAUGCAGGUGGUGGUGUCAAGGAUCGGAAUGGCAGUACCAGCAAUGGCCAUCCCUCCGGUUAUAAUGAACGCUCUGGAGAAGAGAGCUUUCAUGAAGCGAUUCCCAAUUCUAAACGCUCCAGUCCAGGUGGGGCUUGUCGGCCUGUGCCUGGUGUUUGCAACUCCUCUGUGCUGCGCCCUGUUCCCACAGAAAAGCUCUAUGAGUGUAAGCGGGCUGGAGGCGGACCUGCAGGAGAGGAUACGACAGACCAGUCCCAACACCACCACCGUCUACUUCAACAAGGGCCUGUAGGACCAGCCAACACAUCUCCACACAUGCACGAGACACGCAGACACGCACACAUAUAUGCACAUGUCAGCUGUCCUGUGGGCACAAGUGGGAGGGCAAUACAAGAUUAAUUUAUGCAUUUUUUGUUGUUGGUGUGUGUAACUGGUGUAUUUUUGUUUUUAAAAAAUUUGACUGCGCGGAGAUGCUCCAAUUGUAAGAGCGGAUGCUGAUCAUUAUUGGGAGGAUUCACUGAAGGGAAAACGAAACACUUUGAGAAGGAACAUCACUGACAGUUCUCUCUCUACAUACAUGACACUCCUUAGAAAAGACAAAGUGACUCCUUUAUAAAAUUGUGUCGUGUUUUCUGUCUUUGUUUAGUCGAAACUGCCUCGUCACUGGUGGCACUCGCUGAUUUGUGUUCUCAUUUAUAUAUCGUUGCAUUCAGUUCAUACCAGUCCUAUGAUAGAUGCUUUCAACUCCAGGUUAAAAUGAAGACCAGCGCUUGUGAGUCAUUUAUGUAGUUUCUCCUGAAUGUGGCAUAAAUGUUACGAUUAUUGUAAGAUGGUUCAACUUUUCCAAUUCUUCCCUCGUCAUCCUCACAUUAUUCUGUUUUGAUAUUUUAUGUUAUUACACAUUAACUAUGGUUUGUUUCAAUUGUUGCAGUUACACAGGAACAAAAGUUGUGUUAGUCUUCCCUGAAUAGUUCAAGCUUCGAUGAAUAAGUUCCUCUUCUGUUGUUCUCUGCUUCCUUGUUAUUCGUUGCACCUCUCUUCAUCUCUCCUUCAAGUGUACUUAUGCUCCUCCGUUCUCUCAGACCAGACAAUGAGGUGCUAGGUAUAUGUGGCACAUGUGUAGGAAUCGUAUGACAAGAGCUUAGUAGAAAGCGUCAGAGAGUCUGAUGACUGUGUUCUCUGUCAGCGUAAAUAUGUGCUGUAGCCAUGGCAGCCUGUUUCUCAAGGCCUUUAAUUAUUUGCGAUCACCAUAUGAACUAGUGCAGUCGCUAACUGUAGUAGCAUAUUGAUGAGUUCUUUGAUUGUUGUAGGUGAUGUCUGUGGCUGUUAGGUGGAGAAGAAUUUCCUAUGUUGUGAUGUUUUGUCGCCAAGAGGAAAUGUGAUGAUCAGACCACAGACGAUGUUUCGCUGGAAUAAUGCAGGAACUUUGCAAAAAAACUCCAGUUUGUUGGAUUUAUAGUUCGAAACACAGGGUUAUUAUGUGCAGCAAACCGCCAGCCAUCUGCACUCGAGCCACUGAUGUUCCAUUGUACCAAAUGAACGUAGCUAAUGUUGUGUGAUGAAGGUAAAAUAUUGAAUACUUGUAAUAUCCAGGUCGUGUGCGCGCACAGUAUUUGUUGAUGCUUUGGACAGUUUGGCCGAGUUUCCGCUUCUCUAAUCAAACUCGUUCACGUUGUUGACCAAGCUCUCAAACACAAACACACAGCUGUCUGUCGUGAUUAGAUAGUGAUGAUGGUGAACGUGAGGACGUAUCAGCUCAGUUUAUUCCAGUGCUCUCUGUCUGAGGGAUGUAAGAAUAAGUAUAUUUUUCUUGGAUGUAUUUAUAGAAAAUAUCUAUACUAAAUAUAUAUAUAUAUUUGAUGUUUAAUGUAUGGAACACAUAUGCAUGAGGAAUUUUAGAGAUUCUAACUUGAAGGAGUGCCUCUGUUUGCAAAUCCACCAGAUGGCCACAUAUAUGCAUCAGAGACCAUGUCAGCUGCUUGUGUUACAGGAGCAGAGUUUAAUAAGCUGCUGCUCCUCCCGCUCUGGGGCUAAUGAGCUCUCACUUUAGAAGAAUGAGAAAAGUCACAGAUCACUAACUAUGAGUCAAUGUUUGAGUAAAGUGUUGUUUCAUGUACAGAAGAAAAACUAAACCCAACAGUACGAAUGUACAAGUGGAGCUCAUCCUUGAAUUCAUCUCCAUCAAGCAUCACGUGAGUCACUUGAGUUUGUUUCGGAAGUUUGAGGUUGAACUUUACAAUAACAGGAUUGUAGCAACUGUCAAACAGUUGCAUCUUGAAAUACGUGAUUGUGUUUUGUGUGUGAUCCUGUAAUUCAAUGGUUUCAAUUACAAUACAAUUCAGAUACCUCUCCUAGAAGAGUCUUGAUAUGACUCCAGACUUCUGUAUGAGAAAGAUUUAUUUUCAUGACUCUUACAUGACGUACUUCACAUUUUCCAAUUAGACUCUUCUUCCAACUGCUCACUUUACUCACUUUCAUAUUAACAUUUAAACCUGGAGCAACAAUCAAACUGUCUCUGUAUCGUUCAUGGGAACAGACGUUGGUUUCUGUCUUAAUCCCUCUUCAUCUUCCGUAACACUGACUGGUGCUGCUCAUUAAUACUUAUUUGUGUUUCUGUGCUAAAUGUUGCCAUUGUGCGUUGUGUUUGGGUUGUUUUCCUUCUGAGAGAAAAACUGCACUAUAUAACCUUUGCUGUGCUGCUGUAGUAACUUGUUGCAUAUGUGUUGCAACUUAAAAAAAGCUUCUUAAAAUAUAUAUUCGAACAUUAUAUUUGUUUAUUGUGGUGGUUAAUGUUGAAUGAGUCCUGUUACUGCUAAGUCAUUCUUCAUCUAUUAGCUCAGUUUCUGCUGUUUCCUGUUAUUUUCUGCUGUUUGAAUUGUAACACACAAAUGUCAAGAACAAAACUGGACAGUUAUUGUGAGCAUUUAAGGACACGUGUGUCUCAGCUUGUCGCAUUCAUAGAUCGAGCCAAAGAUGAGACGGGUGAGAAUUAUACAGGAUGGAGAGGAGUUUGAAGCUUUUUAAUGUUUUUGUUUCAGCUUUGUGGUACGGACCUUGUUCCAAGCUUUUACUGAUCAAAAACAUGUUUUAGUUUUUAUAGAAGUGAUCCUCGUUGCAAAAUUUAAUUUUUUCAACAACAUCAAAAUACAUCGGUAUCCACACAAAGUCAACAGAUAAAAAUCUCAAUAGGCAUGAAUUUUAUUUAUAUCACAAUAAAUCUGACUUUAUUACACAUUUAAAAUUUUGGUUGUGCAUGUUAUGAAAAAGAAAAGGUUAAUCUUUGCUAACUGAAAGCCAAUGUAAAGACAAUCUGUGACACUCAUGAAUGUUUGUUGUUGUUUCAUGUUCAUAAGUCUCCACAAUAUUGGAUCAGUGUUUCCUCCCCUUUAUUUUGUAUUGUGUUGCUGUGACAUGUAUUUUACUUCGAACAACUGAAUAAAAAGUGUAACAUUCAUGUUUAAA